GAACUCGGGCAUCUUUCUAGAGUAUCCAGUUGUCUUGAAAGCACCAUACAUUUAUAAUAUAGGUGCGUUCAGUUCGCUUGAACGUUUGCUAUGUUGCGGAACGGUUUGUACUGAACGACAUGUUUCCACAAAACGUUCUUGUACGUUCAUGAAGAGGCGUUGAGGUACGUUUGGUGGGUGUGCUGAGGUGUGGCUUGAAGCAAUAAGUAACGUAUUUAAAGGGUAAUGGCCAUGCCCUUAAAAUUUGAUUGGCUGAUAAUUGUACUAUUCCAUCAGAAAUAUUAAUAAAUCAGAGUUAAAUGCGCCGUGUAAAGUGUUGCAUUUAAUUCCUCACAAAAUCAACAAAAUAGCUACGUAUACAAAAAUAUACAAGACAUAUCAAAUGUAAAAGAUUUUGAUUGGCUUUAUAACUCGCCCAUAACGUAGUUUAUUUCAAAGAAAAUGACUUGUGUCCUAACUGUUAUGGUGAUUCUACAUGUUUAUAAAUAAAGUUUCACUCCAUUGAAUCAAGAUGGCGGCGUACACAUCGUCUUUGGCGACCAGAUGUUUAUUUAGAUAUUUACUAAAACACACUCAAAACAACAUUUGGUAUCCCACGAGCAGCAUUGCAAAAGGCUACACAACAAGCACAUGUAAUCCAUCCGCAUCACCAUUGACCCCCUUGAACCAAGCCAGGUCAGACACCUCGGCGUCCACCAGAACUAUCGAGCAGCACUAUGACAGUCUCAUCCACUGUGGCUCACUAAAGAAGGACACUCAGCAAAUAGAUGCUCUACAUAAGCUGGGGCAACUGCAGAAAACCCUGCGAGGGUAUUCCAACAGCAUCUACCUGACCCCACCCAAGCCUAAGGAGAAGGAGGCAAAAGACGGCAACGCAAAGCGCCAGAAAGUAAAAGACUCCAAAUUGAGCACAACUGAAGGGGAUGAUGCUCCCAUAGAAGAGGAGGAGCCUCUGCCUCCCCCACCACCACCCAGAGGGUUCUAUAUCCAUGGUGAUGUUGGCACAGGGAAGACCAUGCUUAUGGAUAUGUUUUACUCUCAUGUGGAUAACGGAUGUAAGAAAAGGGUCCAUUUCAACAGCUUCAUGUUGGACAUCCACAAAAGGAUCCACCGGAGGAAACAAAGCACUCCUCAACGGAGGCUAGGGAAAAUGUUCACCUAUGACCCCAUCUUGCCGGUUGCCAUGGAGAUCAGCAAUGAAACCUGUGUCUUGUGUUUCGACGAGUUUCAGGUGACUGACAUAGCUGAUGCGAUGAUUCUGAAACAGCUGUUUGAGACGUUGUUCAGGACUGGGGUAGUGGUGGUGGCCACCUCCAACAGGCCCCCUGACGAGCUGUACAAAAACGGACUUCAGAGAGACGCCUUCCUGCCUUUCAUCAACGUGUUGAAGACUCCCAUGUUGCCCUUUGUGAGGCCAUCUGGUUUUGGGGUGGAGUGGAGAGUUUGGGGAUGCUCCCCUCCCAACAGUGGACGUCCUGCCAAGUUAGAAAGGGAAUACUGCCAGCCCAUGGGCAUAGACUCUGGGGUUGACUAUAGAAGACUGGACCUACCUUCAGCAGGGAAACUCUACUACCUCACCAGAGAGCUUGAUGCAGAGGCCUUCAUGGAUACGCUGUUUCAGGAGCUGGCUGUGAAACAAAACAAUGUAACGGGUCCCAGGGUCCUGACGGUGCAGGGCAGAGAGUUGAGACUGGAGAAGACCUGUGGAACCAUCGCUGACUGUACCUUUAAAGAAUUGUGUGAUAGAUCAGUGGGUGCCAGUGACUACCUGGAGAUGGCCCAGGCGUUUGACACAGUGUUUAUCCGUCAUGUCCCCAUUCUUACCCUCACCCUGAAGGAUCAGGCACGGCGCUUCAUCACACUCAUAGACAACUUCUAUGACAACAAGGUGAGGGUGGUGCUGUUAGCUGAUGCCCCUCUGGACAGGCUGUUUGUCCACUCUGGUGGGGAGGACAGCCGCGACCGCCUGCUACUGGACGACCUGGGCCUGAGCGGGGACGCGGGGGACCGUCUGUCUCUGUUCACAGCGGAGGAGGAGAUCUUUGCGUUCCAGAGGACCGUCUCCAGACUGACCGAGAUGCAGACGGAGAUGUACUGGACCCAGGGGGACCGCAGUAACACUACACACACACAGAGAGGAUCACAGUAAAGUAACCCCAAAGACCUCACAACACAUAGAGGGGACACGUAACCAACAGCAACUUCUCUUUUAGGCUGAAGUACAAUAUAACCAGCCAAAAUACCUCAUAAAACACAAACAAUUGGUACAGGAGGGAUCAAUAAAUUGUAUCCCUUUACUGGGUAGUAUAACGUGACAAGCUAAAACACCUCCCAACAGACAGUCAGUCAGUCAGUCAGGGAGAUGAGAGCUAACCAUAGAGAUAGAGGACUUUAUUUUUAGUGCCCAAAAGGCCAUUUUAGCAUGGGCAGCGCCAUUGAGGACUUUCACCGUUUUGAAGUAGUCAACUGGGUAGAGCUUCCUAUGGAUUAGGGAAGGAUCACAUAAUUCCAUCCAGGUCACCAGGAGGGAUCAGUCCCCGUGAGGAAACAUUUCAUAACUGCAGGUGGCAGUAAAUCACCAACCUUGGAUUUAUACCUGUUCAAACAACACACUCUAGGUGGCAGUGUG
Messenger RNA from Coregonus clupeaformis (lake whitefish), 2629 nucleotides. It is a transcript of the gene afg1lb, whose product is annotated as AFG1 like ATPase b. The record is from RefSeq and is a predicted model, not a curated record. The transcript is spliced from 14 exons. Lineage: Eukaryota; Metazoa; Chordata; Actinopteri; Salmoniformes; Salmonidae. Gene Ontology annotation, molecular function: ATP binding; ATP hydrolysis activity. Gene Ontology annotation, cellular component: mitochondrion; cytoplasm. The coding region runs from base 512 to 2149 and encodes 545 amino acids.